AUGGAAUGUACACAUCAUUUACGAUGUUCAGAAGCAGAUCGAAUUCGUUGGUUUGAGUUACGUGAACAUGUCCAUAAUUUGAUUGAAUUAGGUAAUAUUGCACGAGAAGAUGGUUACAUUAUUGAAAAAACCAAACUUCGUCAUUCAUUACGAUAUCGUGAUUAUUUAUGUGCUGAAUAUCGAACAAGUGGCUAUUUACUUUAUAAUGAUAGCAGUUAUCAUUUGCAAGUUGCAUGCAUGUGGGUAGGCGGUGAAAUGAAUGCAAGUUGUGGACUGAUACCAUCAACUGAUAAGCCAUUCGGAUAUCAUGAACCACAGGAAUGGCGUCGAAUGCUUUUUGUUUGUUCUUUUUAA
Brugia pahangi is the source of this 354-nucleotide messenger RNA. Lineage: Eukaryota; Metazoa; Nematoda; Chromadorea; Rhabditida; Onchocercidae. The record is from the annotation of a GenBank genome assembly.